GGGCUGCGUUGGGGUGGGGCCGUUUGGCUGCAGCAAACACGCCCAAGGCGGUCCUUUCUUCCUUCUUUCCUUCCUUCCUUCCUUCCUUUCUUCCUUUGGAUUGGUCGGGCAGCCCCCUUCUUGAGCCUUUGGCCGUCUGUUGCUCCUGAUCGGACAAAAGAGGAGCCUGAGGGUCUUUAACAACUCGUGGGUUUGGUGCAAGGGGACGUUUUGUGGAGGGGCGAGUUGUUCAGGAACUGGAUGAGUUAAGAUGCUGAAGAGCCUGGUUUUUAUGCCUGAGUCCAGCCCUUGAGAAGUGAACCGAGGGGCCAAACCCAAGAUGAAGAUGCUUCCCGGCGUGGGGGUCUUUGGGACGGGGAGCUCGGCUCGGAUGCUGGUGCCUCUGCUGAGAGCAGAAGGCUUCUCCAUUGAGGCUCUCUGGGGGAAAACUGAAGAGGAGGCAAAGCAGCUAGCUGAGGAAAUGGACAUUUCCUUCUACACAAGUCGGACGGAUGAUGUUCUGCUGCACCAGGACGUAGAUCUGGUUUGCAUCAACAUCCCCCCACCCCUCACGCGGCAGAUUGCAGUGAAGGCUCUAGGUAUUGGAAAGAAUGUCAUCUGUGAGAAAGCUGCCACCUCUGUUGAUGCUUUCAGGAUGGUCACAGCUGCCAGAUAUUAUCCCAAACUCAUGAGUCUUGUAGGCAAUGUGCUGAGAUUUCUACCAGCUUUUGUCAAAAUGAAGCAAUUAAUAGAAGAACACUAUGUGGGCAAUGUCCUGGUCUGCGAUGUCAGAGUGUACUGGGGGAGCCUUCUCAGCCACAAAUACAACUGGAUCUGUGAUGAAUUGAUGGGUGGGGGUGGCCUGCAUACAAUGGGGACUUACAUCAUAGACCUCCUCACGCACCUGACAAACCGAAAGGCUGAGAAAGUCCAUGGCUUGCUGAAAACUUUUGUGAAACAGAACUCUGCCAUCAGUGGCAUCCGGCAUGUCACCAGUGACGACUUUUGCUUUUUCCAGAUGCUGAUGACAGGAGGCGUAUGUAGUACAGUGACUUUGAACUUCAACAUGCCUGGGUCGUUUGUUCAUGAGGUUAUGGUCGUUGGGUCGGCUGGACGCCUUAUAGCGCGUGGGACAGAUUUGUAUGGCCAGAAGAACACUGCUUCCCAUGAGGAGAUUUUGUUUGCAGAUUCUCUGAAUGUCCAUGCAGGACUUUUAGAUAAAGGAUUCAAAGACAUCCCCCUGUUGUAUCUCAAAGGGAUGGUAUACUUAGUGCAAGCACUUCGUCACUCCUUCCAGGAACAGGAAGACCAGCGAACCUGGGAUCCCAAGCCAGUGGCUAUGGCAGCUUCUUUUGAAGAUGGCCUUUAUAUGCAAAGUGUAGUAGAUGCUAUUAAAAAAUCCAGCCGGUCUGGGGACUGGGAAAUGGUGGAGGUCAUGACUGAGGAACCAGAUGCCAAUCAAAACCUCUGUGAAGCACUACAACGAAAUAACCUAUAAUAGAAAGACUCCUGGAGAGCAGAACCAAUUGGAAGGAUGAAGAAAUCAUUAGGAUGGAUACAUUUCAUUACUUGUGAUGGGUAUGGAGGAGGGGGAAGAAUGGUCAGUUAUAUUUGUGGGUAAAACAUCCAAACCAUUUCGGUUUUUUAAUCUAAUGUAGAAUGUUUUAAGUGUUGUGGAUCUAUGUGUCAUUGGUUAUUUUAAAGCUAAACUUACUGAACUGUGUAUCAUUAAGAAAACUUGAAUUGCCCUUUGCACUCAAAAUAGCUAAAACAAAAGAGUGGACUCUCUGCCGUUGUGGGCAAGUCAGUCUCCCUUAUAUGUGUUCUUGCAGGUUGCACACAAUGGCAUAUACUGGUAGAGAAGCAUCUGUUUUUUGUAGAAAUGCAAGAUGUAUCUUCUGACAUUUCUUGAUGAACACUCCCUCCAGGGAAUUGUAAUGAGACUAACAUUAAAUUUGGUCUUUAAGAUUAGAAGGAACUGAUAGCAGCUUCUGUAGUUAGGGCCAGGUUAGGUAGCACACAUACUUCUUUUCAUACUUUUUCCCAUUUGUAUAGAAAAGCAGUAGAGGCCUUAUUACAACACUUAAAGAAAUAUGGGAGACUGAAUACCCCCAUGAUUUAUGUUCAGUAGCCAUGAGCUGUAGUGCUUCUUCCUGUUCCUCACACUGUUACUGUGUGGGAGUGGAUAAAGAUACCUAGCAGCACUUGGCUCAGAACAAGCUUGGUAGGGAGAGUAGUCAGCAUCCUACUGUUAAAAUAAGAAAACCUGUCACACAUAGUAUCUGUUCCUUUGUAUGUCAACAGGAUGGACACAUGAAUGACAGCUCCAUCUUUCUUAUUUGGGUUUCAGUAUUAAAAUGUUUUAAAUUUAAAUCCUGCUCUAACUAACAGGUUUUGCCCUCUUUCUAGAAAUAGACAAGUGUGCUGUGGAGUUCAUGUGCUUCUCGCCCAUGCCAGAUGUCAGAGUUGGAAGGCUUUUCAUACUCCUCUGACACUCUCUCUUACCCUGCACUGAGCUGUCACAUUGCACCAGUGGUUGUCUUCUGACAUUGGUUGCUUUAGCAGAAUGGAAGCCAAACCCACAGACAGUUUUGCUAAUCAAAUAUUUUACAGCUUAGUAAUCAAGCUCUCUUUUAUGAGGCAGGUAUUUAAUCUGUCAAGUGAUGGAAGAUUGGAUGGGGAAAAAAGUAGACCAUUGCUAUCCUCCACUGAGUGCUGGCGAGAUAAUUGUUAGAGGCAACAACUAUUUUAGUGAGGUAAGCAGGUUUAAUCAAGACAGAACUUGGAAAAGUUGUUUUUUGGACAGAAACACUCAGAGCUACCCAACUCAUGUUCUGAAUCAAGCCCUGGAUAGUGUUCACUGCCCCUUUUGACUUGUAUUCUGUGGGACACGGGGCUGUUUUCAGACAGUUCUUAAUGUGCAAUGAUCAGAUCGCACACCUGUUCUUUGCUUGGGUUGAAAUUGAGAAAGGUUGCUAACUUUUAUAUGAAAUACGUUGUUUACUUGAAUGUUUUUUAUGUUUUCCUACUAAGUUUUAAUCCUGUGCAUUAAUAUAAAGCAUUAAUAAGUAA
This is a messenger RNA of Sceloporus undulatus (fence lizard), 3051 nucleotides long. RefSeq names its product glucose-fructose oxidoreductase domain containing 2 (gene GFOD2). Gene Ontology annotation, cellular component: extracellular matrix. Lineage: Eukaryota; Metazoa; Chordata; Lepidosauria; Squamata; Phrynosomatidae. Gene Ontology annotation, biological process: extracellular matrix organization. The coding region runs from base 320 to 1477 and encodes 385 amino acids. The transcript has 3 exons. Gene Ontology annotation, molecular function: nucleotide binding. The record is from RefSeq and is a predicted model, not a curated record.